Molecule: messenger RNA, 1064 nt
Organism: Owenia fusiformis
Lineage: Eukaryota; Metazoa; Annelida; Polychaeta; Sabellida; Oweniidae
Source: the annotation of a GenBank genome assembly
AAUAAAGCGUCCCUUAAUAAAAAGGAUAAUCUGUAUAUUGGUCAGUUCAAUAUAAUUCACUUGUCUGGCUUGGACGUUUGGAUAUAAACAUCGAAAUAGGAAAAGAAAAAUUGAGAAGGCAAAAUUACAUAUUUGAUAUAAUGGCGAAUCGACAGAAAAAUAUACCAUUCAAAAAACGCAGGCUAAACUGUUGCAGAGAGUUAAAGCUUGAUAUCCCCCCUCAUCCCAUGACGCUAGAUGGGGUGGUUCAUUUUCAUCUGACUUUGGAAGAUGCCGCCCGUCCCUCUGGAUGUAUUGUCAAUCCGAUUCAACCAGAUUGGCCACAAAUGCUCAAGAUUUCGGACGGGUUCAGCUUGCGCGAAAUAUUCAUAUACAUGAAGGGGGACCACGUCGUUUUACGAACAUUUCAACUUAAACUUAUCGUUGUAAACAAGGAGAAGCGAGUAGGAUGCGUACCUACCAGUUCGCAGUUUGCUCGACUACCUCGACAGGAGUUUGACUACAUGAUAACCUGCUGCACAGAAAGAGGAAUUCGGGAGUAUAUGCUGCGUACCAUUCGAAAUGAUUUGCCAGUUCAAAAUCAGACAUUGGAUAUUCCUUUGAAUGAACUGCAACACUUAGGACUAGGAUACGAGUUCAAAGUGCAUUCGAAAGAAGACCUUUUUGAAGUGAGAUCGACCCACCACAACCGAGUAAAGCAAAAAUAUACCCAACGCUGGUCAGUGUAUGUCAAUUUUGAGGAGAUGGAGGAUAUUUUGGAGAACAUUCACAGGCUCAUUCCCCCCUUAGCUGUAAAGGACAUGAAUUGCUUAGCCACGUUACACGAUGAUCAUAUGAACCAGGAUGGUAUGUGGGCUUGUCACGUGUGUCAAUAUCUCUCUCCAGUGGAUGACCUGGUAGACAUUUAGAGGUCGACUUAGGGAACAUACCGUACAAAUUCGUGGACAUUACACUAAACGUAGACAAAAUCAGUAUACUAAGAAAGAUGUUUUCUCCUAUUCAACUUAUUUUUUUUAUUUUUUUUAUUUAUACUUUAUUCAUGUUUGUUUUAUCAUGCUAUCCAG